Molecule: messenger RNA, 669 nt
Organism: Ixodes scapularis (black-legged tick)
Lineage: Eukaryota; Metazoa; Arthropoda; Arachnida; Ixodida; Ixodidae
Exons: 4
Coding region: 52-669 (205 amino acids)
Source: RefSeq, a predicted model, not a curated record
UACAGCCGAAGCCAGCCCGCGGCCUGCCGCCGGGUGCACACUGCGGGGGCCAUGACGAGGCGUGUUCGGACGCCAGCGCUCUUGCCGGCGGUCCUCCUGGCGCUGUUGGCGGUAGUCAGCGGAGGCCGGAGGUCGGCGGCCCGCUGGUCCGAGGACCCGGCGCCCGCCAUCUACCCGGGACAGGCCAACGUGGCACUGUUGGCGCCGCUCAGGACGUCCGAGAACGGCACCGGAAAGCCCUGCGAGGUCCUCAGCCCGCGCCUGGUCCGCCUCGCCCUCGCCGGCAUCUGGGCCGCGCAGCAGGCCAACUUCAGAAAGGCGCCCACGGACUUCAACAUCGGCGUGUACCUGUACGACACGUGCGACAAGGACCAGGUAGCCCUGCGGCAAAGCUUCCGCGCCGUCCAGCAGGCGGGACACGUGAGGUCCAUGGCCUGCCCCAACACCAGGGUACCGCCCAUAUUUGGUGCCAUAUUGUACGGCGAUGCUCGGGUCAUGGAGACGACGGCCAAGACGUUCGCGUCCUUCUCCAUCCCAGCCGUGGCGGCCAGCGACCUCUACUCUGAGGGCGUCCCCCAUCUAGCAGACGUGUACAGCACGGCACCUUCGGCCGUCUCCCAGGCCAGGGAAAAAGAAAAACUUGUCACUUGGAAAUCUGUGAAUUUCUGA